UCUUCACAUAAAGUAGCUGAAGCUACUUAAUAAUUGAGACACAAUUAUAAUUAUAUUUGUAUUCAUCUAGCUUUACCUACAUAGGUGAACUUGAGUAGUAAUUUGCAACAUGACAUAUAUUUUCCACCCUGCAAUUUCCUCACGCAUGGUAUUUUACUAAACUUUAUGCAAAGUUGAAAACAUACUUAUCGAUCCCACAAAGUAUUGUAUGGAAGGAAUGUUAUGAAAUCGUCGUAUCAUGGAGACACCGACUGUAGGAUUCCUCUUCGUUUUAUGGAUAGCGCACGCAUGCAUCGAACCAUUAGCAUUGCUGGGCUGUCCAUUUGGUCAAAAACUAUCAUAAAAUAGUUUUGGUUUGGUCACAUCCCAACGAUUCUGUGGUAUGAAUCCUAGUGCAUAAUUUUUUUAGGAUUUAUACACAAAAACUACGAAAUAAAUCCAACUGUUUACUCAUUUUACGUAACACCUUGAAAUUUCAUUACUGAAGAUACUAAAAAAUAACAAUUCACACAUUUGUGCAUCCUCCAAUAGUUUGGAUACAUUAUUAAUUUACAAUCCAUGAAAUUGAUCGGGUCGAUUCCCUACCGUCCUUUGUGGGAAAAAGUGUACUACCUUUACUUCACUUUCUACCUCGACCACUAUACACGGCAUUCCUCUACCCCUAGUCCGACCACAUUUCAUUUCAAUUAAAACCUACUCCCGAUAUCCGGGUGUGAGUAAAAGUAGUGAAAGCACCUCAGUAAACCUCAUUACCAAAAAUAUCGACAAUCGACAACCAGUCAAUUAGUUAGAAGGUAGCAAAAGAACAAAAUCUCACUUUUCUCGCAAAUAUCCUCCCAGUCUCAUCGUCACGUCAUAACAUCAUCAUCUCAAAAGUGUGAAAUAAAUUGUGCCCAAGAUGCAUAACUUUUUAAGCGAUUCUUUUAAGAGAAACUCUCAUUUUGUGCAUAAUGAGCUUGAGUGAUUUUGAUGAUCUGCCCCACGUUUUGAGGUUUACUUCUUCUUAUACUUUUGGUUUUUCUCGAAUACUUAUUACUUUAAAGUACUCCUACAUUUAAAAUCUGCUGUCUUCUCCUCUGUGACAAUAUUUACUUUGCAUUUUAUUUAAUCGUUCAUGGUCGAUGGGCAACGGGGCAAGUGCAGUGAGCAUGGAUCGUCGCUCGGCAUUCAUUGCAGUACGACGUGACAACUCGCAGAUGCCGGAGGAAGGGUCGGAGUACGAGUGUGAGAUAAGUUACCCACCACCGCAACCUUUGACCCAUCCGACCUUAUCGUCCCUGCAGCCACACCCGGAAGACCCACAAUUCCAUAAUCAUCAUCAGCAGCAGCCACGCCACAUCCAUCCCUCAUAUUGGUAUUGGUUCAAUGCAUACUCACACCUUUUGGAGCAGCAGGCCGUGACGGAAUAUCCUCCCCAGUCCCUCGAGCCUCGCCAACCAUACGGGCAAAUGGCUCGGAUGAUGGACACCCUGAUUCUCGACCCAUUCGUUCCAAAUCCUAUGGGAAUGGCGAAAAUGAGUGGGAUGUCGAAAUCCGUCAAUCACUUGAGCAGUGCUGGCGGUGGUCAUCGAACUAAUCGUCCCAUUGGACCGGUACGUCCGAGACAAAAUCUCAACUCGCUACACCAACGUCCUCCCAGAACCCCGUUUCAUCAGAACAAUAACAACAAUGGUGUCGGAGGUGGGGACGAUUUCAUUCCGAGCAAUCCAAACACGGCGGGAGGAGGGAUGCGUAACGGAGGGGGUGGAGAAUGGCGGUCGGAAACGCAGCGAUGUGAGGAGUCGUGGAAGGCAUCCUUGAGAAAAAGGGAUCCCGAUAUUCAGCCAACUCUGCCCAACAUACCGGCAAGGUCCAACUCACAAAAUAAUGCUCCACCCGGUUCCAGUGGAAGUAACGACUCGGGCGGAAGUGCCAGCGAUAAUGGCAGCAGACUUGCCAGUAAAUCCAAAUCCGUGGAACGUAUUCCUCGUCUUCCAGACGCAGCUAUUAACAAGAAGGAAAAUAAUGGGACCGCGACGGCAAGGACGCGAGCUACUUGGCGUGUUCCUAAUGGGGGUCGAAGAGCUUCGGACAAUUUGAUGCGCUCAUUUCCCAGGGGGACGAAAGGCGAGCAGCAACAAAGGACGACCAGGACCAGGUCGGAUGGCGAAGUUGAUUUAUCGGACGAAACGGACAGAGAAGAUCGACCAGUAUUUCACGCCGUAGGAUGGGAAUCUCAUCUUGUUGAUAUCCUGGAAAGGGACGUCCUUUCCCGAAAUCUUCACGUUCCUUGGAGUUCAAUCGCGGGACUCCACGAGGCGAAAGCUCUGUUACAAGAAGCUGUCGUUUUACCUCUUCUCAUGCCAGAGUUUUUCAGGGGUAUACGUCGACCUUGGAAGGGGGUCCUAAUGUUUGGACCACCAGGCACUGGAAAAACACUGUUGGCCAAGGCGGUUGCAACAGAAUGUGGGACGACAUUUUUCAACGUAUCCUCGUCAACCCUUACGUCGAAAUAUCGUGGAGAAUCUGAAAAAUUAGUCCGACUUUUAUUCGAAAUGGCCAGAUUUUAUGCUCCCACGACUAUUUUCAUUGACGAAAUCGACUCUUUAUGUUCCAUGCGGGGGACAGAUUCUGAGCAUGAAGCUUCACGACGAUUUAAGGCAGAAUUACUCAUCCAAAUGGACGGGCUUGGAUCAAAUCAUGAUGAAAAGCCUGUUAUGGUACUUUCCGCUACGAAUCAUCCUUGGGACAUUGAUGAAGCGUUCAGACGCCGUUUUGAAAAACGGAUCUAUAUCCCAUUGCCGAACUUGGAAGCCAGAGAAUCACUCCUCGAAUUGAAUUUGAAAGAUGUAGCGCUUGAUGGGGAAGUGAAAGUUAAAGAGAUUGGGAGAAAGUUGAAUGGAUAUUCGGGUGCUGAUAUCACAAGCGUUUGCAGGGAUGCUGCGAUGAUGACGAUGCGUCGAAAAAUUAGUGGAUUAACACCCGACGAGAUAAAAAAUAUGAAAAAGGAAGAUAUCGAAUUGCCAAUAACAGCAAAAGAUUUUGAAGAAGCGGUCGGGCGGUGCAAACGGUCAGUUUCGGAAACCGAUGUUAAACGUUACGAAAAGUGGUUGAAACAGUACGGUUCACAGUAAUUAAGCCGUAAUACCGCAAUUACUUUGGCUUUUCUAUGCAUACAUACAUAUGUAUGCAAUCCAAAUUAACCUAAAAUCAGGAGAAGUGACUACAAAGAAAGGGUGACUGUUUGAAAAUAGCUGUGAGACUGAUCAUGUCCGUUUUAAAUUUUUUAUGUGGUUGAUACAAAUCUUAUCGAACUGUUUUUAGUAUAGCCAACCUUUUAGCCUUCUUGUUAUGUAAUAAUAAUUCCGAAUAAUUAUCAAUUUAGACAAAUUUACAAAGAGACGCUGAA
This is a messenger RNA of Folsomia candida, 3388 nucleotides long. RefSeq names its product katanin p60 ATPase-containing subunit A-like 1. The transcript is spliced from 12 exons. The record is from RefSeq and is a predicted model, not a curated record. Gene Ontology annotation, cellular component: microtubule cytoskeleton. Gene Ontology annotation, biological process: microtubule severing. Bases 1122 to 3113 code for a protein of 663 amino acids. Gene Ontology annotation, molecular function: microtubule severing ATPase activity; ATP binding; microtubule binding. Lineage: Eukaryota; Metazoa; Arthropoda; Collembola; Entomobryomorpha; Isotomidae.